Cinara cedri is the source of this 974-nucleotide messenger RNA. Lineage: Eukaryota; Metazoa; Arthropoda; Insecta; Hemiptera; Aphididae. The record is from the annotation of a GenBank genome assembly.
AUGUUAGUAAUAGGGGCAGCAGCAGCAGUUGGUAGUGUAGCUGGGGCAGCAGCAGGAGCUGCAUUUGCUAGUACUCAGUACGAAAAAGUUAUAUCAAAAUUAGAAGAGCAGAAUAAAAACAUGUCAGAAAAUUGCGAUAAGCAGGUUGAGGCAACCAAGAAAGAAAACAAAAAAUUAACAGAAAAAUUAGCCGAUUUAACAACAGAAGUAUCUCAAGCAAAAGAAGAAGCAAAAAAGAAACAUCAAGAAUUGAUUAGUAAAAUGGAACAAGAAAGAAAGGAAAUGCAAGCAAAAAUGGAUAGAGAUGCAAAGGCAACGCAAGCAAAAAUUGAUAUGCUUCUUAGUUUUUUGAAUAUACAUCCUGCAUUGCAACCAGCAAGCCCAUCUCACAGUGGCGCACAAACUGUAACAGAAGGCUUAUCAGGGGCCACUGGAACACAGAGUUUACAUGGAGCAAAUGACCAUAUGAGUACUUCUCAAUUCUCUAUAGUAGCUGAUUUUUCUGAUGAUGAUAUUGAAGUGAUGCCUGACCAGCAAGCUCCAAGUUCUUAUGUAGAUCAACUUAAGGUAUCUACUUGCAGUAGAGGUCACAAUAUAAUUUAAAGAUGGCUUUUAUAGUCUUAUUAUUAAUCAUAGAAUUAGCGGCGCUUUUGCUGCUGUUAAUGUUGGUAUACUUUUUUAAAUGGCAAAGGAGGGGUAAAAUGUUUCAAGAUAAUAGUGUUUUGGUUGAUGAGCAGGAACAGAAGAAGGGUGACUUAACAGUCAUAGAUAGCAUGACUUUGGAAAAUACGCUCAAGCUAUUGGAGUUAAAGAGCUUAUUAUCUGACCUUGAUGAUAAUUUACGGGAUGUUAAAAAAGGCAAGAAGUCCAUCGAAGAUCACAGAAAAUACUUUAAAACAGAAGUUGACAAUAAACUUAAAAAUCUCAGCUUAAUAUAUCAUCCUGAUUCAGUGCAAAGAGCGGCAUUUGAUCGA